AUGAGCGAGGAAAAGCAGAAGCAUCAUAGUCAGCAGCAGCACCAUCACGAUACGGUGUCGCCUUCCUCCUCCUCUUCUUCAUCGGCGAGCGAGUCGGAAGAGGAAUUGCAGCACAUGCUGUUGGCGCCGCCGCUGUGGAAGAACAGGAAGACGUUGUCGAAGCAGCUGUCCAUGUGCGAGAAGCCGAGAGAUAUUGCUUGGGAGAGAAGGCGCAUGCAGGAACGGAGGAGGAGUUCGACGGUGUGUGAUGAUCUGACGGACGAGGACCUGCAUGAGCUUAAAGGGUGUAUAGAACUUGGCUUCGGAUUCAACGAGGAAGAUGGUCAGAGACUGUGUAACACCUUGCCCGCACUCGACCUUUAUUUCGCUGUCAAUCGCAGGUUGUCUCCCAGCCCCGUAUCCACCCCUCAGAGCAAUGCCUCUUCCCUCGGAGGCCGUUCUUCGUCGUUCGGAAGCCCCAGAAGUGACACUGACUCCUGGAAGAUUUGUUGCCCAGGGGAUGACCCUGAACAUGUGAAGACAAAGUUAAGGCAUUGGGCUCAGGCCGUAGCGUGUUCUGUGAUGCAGUCUUCUUGA
Sphenostylis stenocarpa is the source of this 576-nucleotide messenger RNA. The record is from the annotation of a GenBank genome assembly. Lineage: Eukaryota; Viridiplantae; Streptophyta; Magnoliopsida; Fabales; Fabaceae.